AUGGCGAACCCGACGGCGGAAUGGGAGAAGGUUGGCGAUAAAUUCUACCGCAAAAUCCAACUUUACACGGCCGUGUUCGACCAGGAUCUGGAGCUUGAGAAUUACAUCGUCACGGGAUGUUCAUAUGGAGGUGCUAUUGCAUUAUACAGAGACGAGUCCAAGCUUCAUUCGUUUCGAGGCACACAAGCCUCCAAAUCCAGCAUCGACCUUUACAGUUGCGCCGGGAAACUGAUCCGGCGCAUCAACUGGGAUAAAGGUUCCAUCAAGGGACUUGGUUGGUCAGAAGAUGAGAAGCUCAUAGUAGUAACUGCCGAUGGUACGGUUAGAUGUUACUAUGACUUGCAAGGAGACUUCACACAGUUUUCACUUGGAAACGGUGCAGAUGAAUAUGGCGUCGAAUCUUGCCGAUUUUAUGGACAUGGAUUUGUAGCGCUUCUUUCAAACAACCAUUUGAUAUCCGUGUCAAGAUACGAGGAACCACGUCCUAAGCUUUUAGUCACGCCUCCUGAAGGCAAUGUCCAUUCGUGGACGCUCAUUCCUCCAGCACAUACGCUAUCACGAUCAGUAGAAGUGUUGUUGAGUAUUGGUCAAACAAUGUAUGUGGUUGAUGCUACUGAAUCAGAAGAUCGAAUGCUAGACAUUGGACCUUUCGCCCACAUUAGUGUUUCUCCCAACGGAAACUUCAUUGCCUUAUAUACAGAAAGUGGAAGGGCAUAUGUCAUUAAAAGUGACUUCCAAAAUAGACUGAGUGAGCAUGACUCGAGAUCAAAAAUACCACCAAAAGAUGUACAAUGGUGUGGGAAUGAUGCAGUGGUCAUUGCGUGGGAAGAUGAAGUCCACAUCAUUGGACCGAAUGAUGCCGCUGCGAAAUAUUUAUACGAUGGUCGAGUUCAUCUAAUUGCGGAUCAUGAUGGUGUUCGCCUUAUAACGAACGAUGUUUGCGAAUUCUUGCAAAAAGUCCCAGAGGUGACUGACGAGGUCUUUCGAUUUGGCACGGAGUCUCCAGCAUCGAUUUUGCUCGAUGCGGUGGAGCAGCUCGAACAGCAGUCCCCAAAAGCCGACGACAACAUUCAGUUAAUACGGCCAAAUCUAAUAGAAGCAGUCGGCACAUGUGUCAAAGCUGCUGGUCACGAGUUUAGCAUCCACUGGCAGAAGCAGCUACUGAAAGCAGCUUCUUUUGGCAAGUCAGUCCUUGAUAUCUAUAACAGCGAUGACUUCGUCGAUAUGUGCGAAACACUGCGAGUUCUCAACGCAGUACGAUUCUAUGAAAUUGGGAUACCACUAUCCUACGAACAGUUCCUCCGCCUCACCCCUGAGAAUCUCGUAAAACGACUUAUAAAUCGCCGCGAGUAUCUUUUAGCACUUCGUAUCUCAACAUACCUCCGCCUCCCAACAGACCGCAUCUACGUCCACUGGGCAUCUCAAAAAGUACGCGUAGGCUCUGAGGACGAAGACACAAUAUGUCGUCUAAUAGUAGAUAAACUUGCAGGCAAGCGUGGCAUCUCAUUCGAAGAGAUCGCCCGAGCAGCGUACGACGAAGGACGAGGUCGUCUCGCCACCGAGCUCCUGAAUCACGAGCCACGAGCAGGGAAGCAGGUACCUCUUCUUCUAAACAUGGAAGAAGACGAAAUCGCCCUGGACAAAGCAAUCCAGAGUGGAGAUUCCGACCUCAUCCUCUUCGUCCUCCUCCAACUAAAAAAAAAAACUGCCUCUCGCAUCCUUCUUUCCCGUCCAAUCGCAACAGCGCUCGUCGAAUCAUCAGCUCAAACCGACGACGGCGAGUUACUAAAAGAUCUCUACUACCAAGAUGACCGUCGCGUCGACGGCACGAACGUCUUUGUUCGAGAAGCACUGAAGCAACCAGACUCCCGCGCAGCGAUCGACAAGCUCGCGCUCGCCGCAAAGUUACUCUCGGAUUCCAAAGAGACCGCCUUCGAGCUAAAAGCCCUGCAAGAAGCCAGCGCCCUCCUCAAAAUGCAAGAAGCGUUCGACAGGGACCUAACGGAAACCUUCACAGGCCUCAGCGUCAACGAGACGAUGUUCAAGCUCAUCAAACUCGGGUACCAGAGCCGAGCAAAGAAAAUCCAAAGCGAAUUUAAAGUCCCCGAGAAAAUAGCUUGGUGGAUCCGCCUCCGCGCCCUGGUAUCCAAACGCGACUGGGCGGAACUCGAGUCCCUCUCGUCGACGCGCAAAUCGCCCAUUGGUUGGGAGCCCUUCUUCAACCUCAUCCUAGCAGCAGGCAACCCGAAGCUCGCGUCGGUAUUUAUACCGAAAGCAGCCGGGGGACUGCAGAGUGUUGUGGUGAUUGAGAUGUGGGAGAAGUGCGGGAUGAGGGUUAAGGCUGCGGAGGAGGCGGUUAAAGCGAGGGAUGUGGCGGCUGUGGAUCGGUUGAGGGAGGCUGCUGGGCAGGGCACUGUGGAGGGGAGGGAAAUUGAGAGGUUAGGGGCAGGGUUGAAACGUUGA
Lachnellula hyalina is the source of this 2463-nucleotide messenger RNA. RefSeq names its product putative vacuolar protein sorting-associated protein 16-like protein (gene vps16). The coding region runs from base 1 to 2463 and encodes 820 amino acids. Gene Ontology annotation, molecular function: actin binding. Gene Ontology annotation, biological process: endosomal transport; vacuole fusion, non-autophagic; intracellular protein transport. The record is from RefSeq and is a predicted model, not a curated record. The transcript has 6 exons. Gene Ontology annotation, cellular component: endosome; cytoplasm; HOPS complex. NCBI's taxonomy places the organism in Eukaryota, Fungi, Ascomycota, Leotiomycetes, Helotiales, Lachnaceae.